Molecule: messenger RNA, 2862 nt
Organism: Zingiber officinale
Lineage: Eukaryota; Viridiplantae; Streptophyta; Magnoliopsida; Zingiberales; Zingiberaceae
Exons: 8
Coding region: 84-2444 (786 amino acids)
Source: RefSeq, a predicted model, not a curated record
AAUUACGAUAUAAUAUUUCACACAAAAAAAAUUACCCUAAUAAAUUUACGAUCCUUUUCUUCUCCGUUUUACAAUAUCCAUCCAUGGCGACCACCGCCGCCGGCGACACGCAAGUUUUGGACUCCGAUUCUCCUCUCUGCGAGAGCCAGGGUGGCGAUGUCGCUGCCGACGAGACUCAGAUCUUGCUCGCCGAGACCCAGACGCUCCAGCACGAUGCCGCCUGGAGUCUCGAUUUAUACGGCAAGACUCAGCUGGUGGAUGCUUGGGGUGAGAACUCCGCCGUGGAUGAUGCUGGCGGGGAGACGGAAGCGCUGAGCCAAGACGAGCAGGGAGUAUCUCGCGAUGGGGCCAACUGUAGUGAUCGAGGCGACGGAGUGAGCGGGGAGCGGACGAACGGCGGUUGGGUCGACCCUGAUGCUUCCACAGAUGAUGAGCCUGACGGGGCCAAUGGGGAGGGGAAGGAGGACACUUGGGUCGAUCCUGAUGCAUCCACUGAUGAUGAGGCUGGCAAUAGUAAGCUGGAACUGAUGAGUGAGGUUAAACCUUGCGAGAAUAAUGGCUGCACACUUAAGAUGAACAACAAAGUUCAAAAAGAAGAAUCACCAUAUUUGCUCACAUCAAAUUAUCGUGUUGAAGCAUUAAGCUAUGUAGGUUCUCAUGCGCCAGGGAAUCUCACCCAAGCAAAUGCAACGGAAGUUGUAGAUAAUUUUCUUUCAAUUGAUUGCGUGGAAUCCUCUCAAGAAGGUACAAAUGGUGAAACUGAUACCUUGAAUCCCGUUCUGGUUUCUGGUUCAACAAGAGCUAAAAUUUUUGCUGAAAAGAUGUGCCGGGGACUCCCAGAUGGAAAGGCAAAUAUCUUUGAUUGGAGUGACAAUCUUGAGGUGGAGGGAGGAUGCCAAUUUGUUUGUGAAAGAAGAGAUUCCUUCUCAUCUAUAGGUAGGGAGAAACAAAGCCAUCCACCUAAGUCAAGGUGUACAGGAGAAUGUAUUAAGAGAAGGGAGAUGGAAGGAGCAGCAUCUGAAGUCUGUAAGAAAGUCGAUAGGUUAGUUCAGUCUGAUUCAAUGAUGACAGCAAUGAAAAAUAUCAUCAAGGGUAUGGACGAAAAAUCAAUAACUAUAGAGACUCAUUUAGAAACACCUAAUGAAGAUGAGGGUUUGCAGAAUCAGUAUGUUGUUGGUGUUGAUACUCAAAUUGCAGCUGAGGCUAUGGAAGCCUUAUGUCAUCUGAAACCAUUUAACAUGGAAAGCAAGGAUGCUAUUAAUCCAGCAGAAGAAAUCUUGAUGGAGAAUUCUAGAAAGAAUUCAAACUUGAAAAGUGCAUCGAUUAAUAUUUUUCUUGAAAAGAGAGUUUCCACUGCUAAUUUAAAAAGCAUCAAAAGGAUAUCUAAGACUAGAAAAGUGCUUUUUGUGGAAUCAAGGAACGUGAACCUUGAUUCACCAACAAACCUCUCCAAUGAAUCGGGAAGAAGUUCAAGGAGCAGGACAAUAGACAACCAAUUGGAAGAAGAUGCUGCCUUUGUCCACCCUAAACGAAGGAGAACCAACAAAGUUGCCUCUGCCAAAAGAAACUUUAAAUCCAUUCAUAGGGCUAAAAAAAUUCGGUCAGAAGAAAUUUCAGACGCACAAAAAAAUUUUCCUAGUGGAGAAGUUCAAGCAUCAGAAACUCCCCCCAAAAGAAAGACAGCUUCACUUGCUUUUGUUGUUCAAAAUCCUCUGACAUUAUGUGACAAGGGUAUGCCAACGUCCUUGGAUUCUAAAGAACUCAAAUCAGUAGUUGCACCACCGACUCCAGUGCCCAAAGAUUUUCGCAGAAGAAAAGACAUGUCUAGUACUCGUGUUUUAUUGAGUCGUCAUUUGGAUAAGGGUACAAUCAAGCAACAAAAAAAGAUCUUGGCACGCUUUGGACUUCCAUUGGCAUCUUCAAUUUCUGACGCUACACACUUUGUUACGGAUAAGUUCGUUCGUACACAGAACAUGCUGGAAGCAUUAGCAAUGGGAAAGGCGAUUGUUACUCCUUUGUGGCUUGAGAGUUGUGGACAAGCAAGUUGUUUUAUGGAUGAAAGAAUUUACAUAUUGAGAGACUAUAAGAAGGAAAAGGAGAUAGGAUUCAACAUGUCUAUUUCAUUGUCUCAUGCACGCCAAUGUCCACUCUUGCAGGGCAAAAUGGUGUUUGUAACACCUAAUGUUGAACCAAGUCGAGAACUUAUAACAAGCCUGGCUGAGGCAUCUUGUGGUCAGGUAGUUGAGACGAUAGGGACGGCUGCAAUGUUCCGAAGUGGUGUUAUGGAUAGCCUCCUUGUUAUUUCAUGCGAGAAAGAUUACUCUAUCUGCUUCCCUCUGCUCCAAAAAGGAUUUGAUGUCUACUGCUCAGAGCUUUUACUGAAUGGCCUAGUCCUUCAGAAGCUGGAAUACGGGAGACACCAGCUUUUCAAAGACAAUCGUUAAUAUCGAUAAGAGAAAGCUCGUGGUCAGUUCAAGUAACUGGGUAUGUGGAUCGAUAUGCCAACCACUCUGACUUCGGUUAGGGUUGUGAGGUACAUGCAUUGUCAUCGUCUAUGCAGUUUCCUUGGAUGGUAAAUUUUCAAGUGUUGUGUUGUUCGGAAGUACGUCUGGGUGAUUCAUAACACCAAUAGAAGAACAAAUUCAUAGGAGCGCAAGGAUCUCCAUGGCCUUUUCUCCAGAUAGGAUUGUUGAGAUGGUGACUUCGGAAGUAUGUUCCAUUCUUCUUCUAGCAAAGUGAAAAAAAUAAAAAAUUGAGAUUUUAGAGGGGAGAAAAAAAAAAUGAAACGUACAUGAAAAUACAUGAAGUGUGUACAUAGUAUUUGCCCUGGAUUAUUUAGUCCAUCUUUAUAAUAAUUUUUUA